Phymastichus coffea is the source of this 1626-nucleotide messenger RNA. RefSeq lists its product as uncharacterized. Bases 87 to 926 code for a protein of 279 amino acids. The record is from RefSeq and is a predicted model, not a curated record. The transcript has a single exon. NCBI's taxonomy places the organism in Eukaryota, Metazoa, Arthropoda, Insecta, Hymenoptera, Eulophidae.
AUCGAGAGACAGAACAGCGCGCUUAUCAACAACUCGCGUGUGCGCGUGCCCGUGUUUUGUUCUCGGCGACGACUGCACCCGGCGGGAUGCUCCGGAGAGGCGCGGCGAUCGUUUGCCUGGCGCUGCUACACUGCGUGCUCGCCGAGGCCAGAUGGCACGAUUUGAGAAAUCUGAGAAGGCACCGAACUGCCGAGCCGUCGAUGGACGAGUCGCCGCGAGCGUUCGACGAUCCGGCAGCCGACGAGGACGCUCGCCACGGGCGGUAUCGCCAAUCCGAGACGAGCGAAAACGAGGAGUCGACGGAGGACAACGAAGAGGCAGACACGCGACGCGCGCCAACUCGCGCGGAGUUGGACGGCGAGUCGGAGCGCGACGAGCAGGCGCAAGCGCGCAGAGCGCCGAGGCACCGCGCGCUGCACCCGAGGAAGCGCCAUCGUCGUCAUCACGCGCGCCACCACCGAAAGCCGACGCUGGCGGACCUCGACGCAGCCGUGUACCUGGAGUACGAGGACGGACUGGAUUUGCCGCGCGACAAGCGCCACCAGCGCCGGCGCAACUGGACCGAGGAGGACUGGAGGGCCUUCGAGAGCAGCCGCCGCCCGGAGCUCUACGACCACGACAUCCACGUGUUCGAGCUGGAAGUUCGCGAGGCGCAGAACAGCUCGCUCUGCAACUACACCAUCAUACCGAUUCCCGAUCCCGGCGGCCGCGUCCCCCGCCUGCUCGAGCACGUCAAAUGCAACUACGUGGGCAAUCGCUGCCGGGAACGCGGCAGCUACUGCUGCGUACAGACUUAUCGCAACGUCGAAGUGACCUAUCCUGGAAACAAGAACGAUACCAUCAAAGUUUACUCGGGUUGUGUCUGUGCUCUGCAAAUCUACGGCACUCUCAAGCCUUACAAUCCCAAGUUGCCGCUCGACGACUAGCCGCUCGUCCUGGUACAUCGUCUCGCUCCCUUCCAUUCAUCAUUGUCGUCGGCAACUUCUCCUUCAUCAGCGACUCUAUGACAGUAUUCUUAUUUUGUAAAUAUAAAGUGGUUGUGACUGAUUGCAUUCAACUUAAUUAACUCGUCGCCAGCAGUGGCGCGUCGGACACUGUGAUCUCCCUUGCUGGUUGAUCGUCGAUUAUACGAGGCGCAUGGCACUCUGUACUUAACGAAACCGCGCUUGCCGAUGCAAGCGAGUUAUGUGAUAAGCGAACAAAACGGCAGACAAGAAACACCCAAACAAAAGCAAGUAACCGUGCCAUAGUCGAGCGUCAAUGGGUUACGCGCGUCAUUGGUCCAGAUCUGUUAAAAGACAGUGUUUGGCCCCGCCAAUAUUACACUUUGAACAAGCACGCUUAAUCCUUCUCUAUCUCUCUCACUCUCAUUUUCUUCAUCUAUUUUACUGUCACUGCGUUCAUUUAAUUUUAAACUACUUCGCUCGUCGUCUGGUAGCGAACUACCGAUUCUUGCCAUGUAUUAAUUAACAUUAGACUUCUUCUUUUUCUGUCUCUUCAUUUAUAUCUUACCUUUACAAAGAACAAAAAAACACUAUUUAUUUAUUUAUUAAAUUUUAAGCAAAUUGUGCGCCAACGAUUUUUACGUCUGUGUAGCGAGAAAGCAAAGUUUCCUGUGAGCGAGGA